GAUCACCACGCUUCCCCAUCUACCAUUGGAUGUCCCUGUAUAGAAGAUUCACCACGCUCGCACUCGCACCAGGAUACCCAGUCUCACCCUUUGUACUCUCACGCUCGUUACACCCACACCACUCGUAUACCACAAUGUCAGAUGCACGAGGCCCUCCUCGGGGCGCAUUCAGAGGUAGAGGACGCGGAAGAGGAGGUGGCAGAGGAGGACGCGGAGGAGGUGCUUUGAACCCUCAUCGCAUUCAGCACAAUCAGGCUCAAGCCCAGCAGCAGCAGCCAGUCGCUGCCACAGGUGGUGACGUCGAGAUGAAUGGAUGGGACGACACGCCGUUGCCCAGCGGCGCUGCGACGCCAACUACCAAUGGCAAGGCGUCGCACUUGAGCGAUGUCACCUUCGAUUCACUCAAGGGCACGGUGGACGACAGGGUACUGAAGAAUGUCAAAUUCUCUAACAUGACCACUGUGCAGGCUGCCACCCUAUCCCACGCUCUAGCCGGUAAAGACGUCUUGGCACAGGCCAAGACUGGUACCGGAAAGACCGUCGCCUUCCUCUUGCCUGCUAUACAGCGCUUGCUGAGCUUGCCACGGCCUCCGCAAAAGGGCAACGUCUCUGUCCUGGUCCUCUCCCCUACCCGCGAGCUAGCACUGCAGAUUGAAGCAGAAGCCAACAUCCUGCUUCAAGGCCUGUCGGCUUUCAUCGGCGUCCAGCACGUCGUGGGAGGAACAAACAUGAGCAGCGAGCAGCGUCGACUCAAGACCGAUCGAUGCGAUAUUCUCAUUGCCACUCCCGGACGACUGCAGGACCAUCUCGAGAACUCCAACCUGGCUCCCAAGUUUGCUGGACUGGAGAUCCUCGUUCUUGACGAGGCGGAUCGUAUGCUCGACAUGGGCUUCCGUCGCGAGAUCGAAAAGAUCAAGACAUAUCUCCCAGACAGGAGACAGAAGCCUCGUCAGAUGCUCCUCUUUUCCGCCACAUAUCCCGAGUCGGUGGUACAAGUCGCCGAUGUGCUCCCCGACCACGCUUUCGUCAACACAAUCCCAGAGGCCGAGCAGAACACACAUCGUCACGUACCUCAGGACUACCAGCUCGCACCGAUGCAAGAUCUUCUCCCUCUGACACUCUUGCACAUCUUGGCUGAACGCAAGCGUAAUCCCGGUGCAGCAAAAAUCAUUGUCUUCUUCCCCACUGCCAGGAGCACUGGUCUUGCCGCCGAGGUCUUCACAGCCAUCAAGGGCGCAGAUAUUGGACGUGUGUGGGAGAUCCACAGCAGGAAGAGCCAGUCGCAGCGUACAAAGGCCAGCGACGAAUUCCGCGCCUGCUCAGAGGGAGUCCUGUUCUCCAGCGAUGUAGCUGCCCGAGGUGUUGACUUCCCCAACGUUACCCUCGUAGUGCAGACUGGUCUUCCCAGCAGCUCGGACCAGUACAUCCACAGACUGGGCCGAACUGCACGUGCCGGUGCUGCUGGUCGGGGUCUUCUGCUCUUGGCCGACUGGGAGUCGAGCUUCCUCGGUCUUCCAGGCAUCAAGGCCCUACCUCUCAAGCCCCUCGAGUCGGCCGAGUCUAUCAACGCAGGUCUGCCGCAGGCCCGCUCCCUCGUUUCGGGCGUCAUGGCCAGGAACGUGAGCGCAGAGAGUAAAGCUCAGGCCUACCAGGCCGCUCUGGGUUACUACAAUAGCAGUACCAUCAAGUUCGGAGGAAAGGACAAGAUGGUCGCAGUGAUGAACCGAUACGCCAAGGAGGCGCUUGAGUACCAGGACGAGCAGGGAGGAACCAUCCCGCCUCUGCUGGCCAAGACUGUCGGUAAGAUGGGACUGAAGGGUACCCCUGGGCUCAACAUCGUCAGGGAGCUUGGCAGCAGUGGUGGUGGUGGUGGUGGAGGAGGAGGCGGAGGCGGCCGAGGCGGUGGCGGCGGCGGCGGUGGACGAGGUGGAAGGGGAGGGAGGGGCGGAGGUGGUGGUGGAGGUCGAGGCGGAGGCGACUCUGGUACUGGUCCAGCUCGACGUGGAAGGGGCGACUCGCGAGCCAGGCCCUUCUGA
This is a messenger RNA of Microstroma glucosiphilum, 2036 nucleotides long. Its product is annotated as DEAD-domain-containing protein. Gene Ontology annotation, molecular function: ATP binding; nucleic acid binding. Gene Ontology annotation, cellular component: mitochondrion. Lineage: Eukaryota; Fungi; Basidiomycota; Exobasidiomycetes; Microstromatales; Microstromataceae. The coding region runs from base 30 to 2036 and encodes 668 amino acids. The record is from RefSeq and is a predicted model, not a curated record. The transcript has 2 exons.